Perognathus longimembris pacificus (Pacific pocket mouse) is the source of this 2793-nucleotide messenger RNA. RefSeq names its product EH domain containing 2 (gene Ehd2). Gene Ontology annotation, biological process: endosomal transport; endocytosis. Gene Ontology annotation, cellular component: cytoplasm; plasma membrane. Gene Ontology annotation, molecular function: calcium ion binding; protein binding; GTP binding. Lineage: Eukaryota; Metazoa; Chordata; Mammalia; Rodentia; Heteromyidae. The transcript is spliced from 6 exons. The record is from RefSeq and is a predicted model, not a curated record. Bases 117 to 1748 code for a protein of 543 amino acids.
CGCCAGCCCAGGCCGCGCCCGGCUUCGCCUGACCGCGAUCCCCCCUGACGCCCCGACGCCGCCCGCGCGCAGCCCCACAGCCGUCCAGUGUCCCUCGUGCAGCCCAGUGGCCGGCCAUGUUCAGCUGGCUGAAACGGGGUGGGGCCCGGGGCCAGCAGCCCGAGGCCAUCCGCACGGUGACCUCGUCCCUCAAGGAGCUGUACCGGACCAAGCUACUGCCCCUGGAGGAGCAGUACCGCUUUGGGGCCUUCCACUCGCCCGCGCUGGAGGACGCCGACUUCGACGGCAAGCCCAUGGUGCUGGUGGCCGGCCAGUACAGCACCGGCAAGACCAGCUUCAUCCAGUACCUGCUGGAGCAGGAGGUGCCCGGCUCCCGCGUGGGGCCUGAGCCCACCACUGAUUGCUUUGUGGCCGUCAUGCAUGGGGACACGGAAGGCACCGUGCCUGGCAACGCCCUGGUGGUAGACCCAGACAAGCCCUUCCGGAAGCUCAACCCUUUCGGGAACACCUUCCUCAACAGGUUCAUGUGCGCCCAGCUCCCCAACCAGGUCCUGGAGAGCAUAAGUAUCAUCGACACUCCAGGCAUCCUGUCAGGCGCCAAACAGAGAGUGAGCCGUGGCUACGACUUCCCGGCCGUGCUGCGCUGGUUCGCCGAGCGCGUGGACCUCAUCGUGCUGCUGUUCGAUGCUCACAAGCUGGAGAUCUCGGACGAGUUCUCCGAGGCCAUCGGUGCCCUGCGGGGCCACGAGGACAAGAUCCGCGUGGUGCUCAACAAGGCCGACAUGGUGGAGACGCAGCAGCUCAUGCGCGUCUACGGGGCGCUCAUGUGGGCCCUGGGCAAGGUGGUGGGCACGCCCGAGGUGCUUCGCGUCUACAUCGGCUCCUUCUGGUCCCAGCCGCUCCUGGUGCCCGACAACCGGCGCCUCUUCGAGCUGGAGGAGCAGGAUCUCUUCCGGGACAUCCAGGGCCUGCCACGCCACGCCGCGCUGCGCAAACUCAACGACCUGGUGAAGCGGGCCCGGCUGGUGCGGGUCCAUGCCUACAUCAUCAGCUACCUGAAGAAAGAGAUGCCUUCUGUGUUUGGGAAGGAGAACAAGAAGAAGCAGCUGAUUCUCAAGCUGCCGGUCAUCUUUGCCAAGAUUCAGCUGGAGCAUCAUAUCUCCCCUGGAGACUUCCCCGACUGCCAGAAGAUGCAGGAGCUCCUGAUGGCCCACGACUUCACCAAGUUCCACUCACUGAAGCCGAAGCUGCUGGAGGCCCUGGACGAGAUGCUGACGAAGGAUAUCGCCAAGCUGAUGCCCCUACUGCGGCAGGAGGAGCUGGAGAGCGUGGAGGCUGGCGUGCAGGGCGGUGCAUUCGAAGGCACCCACAUGGGGCCCUUUGUGGAGCGGGGCCCAGACGAGGCGCUGGAGUCUGGGGAGGAAGGCUCAGAUGAGGAGGCCGAGUGGGUGGUGACCAAGGACAAAUCCAAGUAUGACGAAAUCUUCUACAACCUGGCCCCAGCCGACGGCAAGCUGAGUGGCUCCAAGGCCAAGACCUGGAUGGUGGGCACCAAGCUCCCCAACUCCGUGCUGGGGCGCAUCUGGAAGCUGAGCGACGUGGACCGCGACGGCAUGCUGGAUGACGAGGAGUUUGCGUUGGCCAGUCACCUCAUCGAGGCCAAGCUUGAGGGCCACGGGCUGCCCGCCAACCUGCCCCGCCGCCUUGUGCCACCGUCCAAGCGGCGCCACAAGGGCUCGGCCGAGUGAGCUGCCCGCUCAGGGGCCUGCGGCACCCCACCCACCCCAUGGGGUGCCUUGGGGCCAGUCGGCUGCCCGCUAACCUCUACCUUGGCCCACACACGCUCUGCCUGCCUACAAUGCCCAGCUGUCAGGACUUGGGGGUCUCCUUGCUCCCUGAAACUCUACUGAAAGCAUUUAGUGGGGACCAGUCGUCCCCCUGCACCCUGCACCCUCCAGGGUUCCCUACUAAGGGACACAGCACCAACUCAGCACACAAGUGUUCAUGCCAUCACCCUGCAAUCCUCCCAACCUGGUGCAGCCCCAAUACAGGACACCCAGCUGGUGACCCCGACAUGGGCGCUGGCCAGGCCCCCCUCAUAAGCGAGCAGCCUAUGGUUGAAAUGACCACAACCUGGGACAGGAGACCUCCACCAUAGCACCCUCAGCUGUGCAAGGAGGGGGGACCCGGAUCCUUCCCCAAUCCCCGGCCCCAGCCCGCCUCUUGCAGGGAAAGCUCGGGAAUCCUGAUCCAUUCUCUACCCCCUUGCUUUCCUCGGGAGCAAGCAGAACAUACCCUGUUUAGCAGGGGUCCUGCAGCAGAAGAGGCCGCCCCCACCCCUACAAACCUACAGGGGAAGCUUCUGCCCCCUUCCCCUGCCUCCCUGGUUUUAGAACUGGCACCAGCCUCCCCCACAUCAGGACAUGAUUUGGCAGGGCCCUCAAUGGACAAGACAGUUCCCAGCUUCCUUGCGGCUGGGGUUUUCAGGGAUGUGAUGGGAAAGGGGGGGAGGGUCGGGUUCUUGGUGCUACAGGCCCUCCCUCCCUAAGGGGACCCCCACAUGCCUCUCUGUGCCUUCACUACCUACCAGUGCCUGCCCCCACUGGGGAACCCCCAGGAAAAGAUGGGGAAGAACAGCAGCAGCAACAACAACAACAAAUCCAGCUGGGGAUGCUGCCUCCUCCAGGCUGCCCACCAGAUUCUCUGGUUCACUCUUCACCCUCACCCAUGCCUGGGGGCCAGGAGACCCAAGCCUGUCCCCACACUGCAAAUAAAGCCGAGGCUUUCUUCUUU